UGGAACGUGUUUUAAGAAGCGUUAACUUGGAUGCACAUUUUUUGAAAUUCAGGAGCGAAAAAAUAACCCCUGACAUUAUUUGUAAUCUGACAAGGAAAGACUUUGUUAAUCUUGGAAUUAAUAGCAAUGCAGAUAUGAUGAGAUUACGUGUUGAAUGUAUCCCAUUUGGAAAAAGAACAAGGUGUUUAAGUUCGAAAUAACAAAGGAUAUGAUUCAUACAUUGUUGGAAUCGGGCUUUACUGUGAAAGAUAUGGCUAAAAUGUUGGAUGUAUCAGAGAGAACAGUGUUUCGCCGAAUGAGUCAGUUCAACAUAUAUGUGCACAGUUUUACUGAUAUUGACAACCAAACGCUAGACAAACAUGUCAGAGAGCUUUAUACCGAGUAUCCUCGCUGCGGAGAGAAAAUGAUAGGACAGAUACUUCGUGUGAGAGGAAUAAAGGUAAAGAGGUCCCAAUUAAGAGAACGACUGCACAUUGUCGAUAAAGAAGGGAUUCAAGAGAGACGCCACAGACGUUUGCACAGAAGAAUCUACAACGUGGAGACCCCAAAUUAUGUAUGGCACAUUGAUAGUAAUCACAAGCUAAUUCGAUGGAGAUUCAUUAUUUCUGGUGGUGUUGAUGGCUUCAGUCGUUUUGUUGUUUUUCUUAAAUGUAUCGAUAACAACAAGUCCAAAACAGUAUACGGCUGCUUUAAGGAAGCUGUAGCAAAAUAUGGGAUUCCAAAAAAAGUUCGAACAGAUCAAGGAAUGGAAAAUCUUGAUAUUGCCAGAUAUAUGCUGGAUAACAGGCAAAAGCGUUCAUUACCAGCGUGUUGA
Molecule: messenger RNA, 814 nt
Organism: Dreissena polymorpha
Lineage: Eukaryota; Metazoa; Mollusca; Bivalvia; Myida; Dreissenidae
Exons: 2
Coding region: 155-814 (219 amino acids)
Biological process (GO): DNA integration
Molecular function (GO): nucleic acid binding
Source: RefSeq, a predicted model, not a curated record